UAUACACCCGUACCACCCAAAUCAUGCCGGCCCUACAGCGCAAUGUACGUAGGUCCUCCUGUGGUACCGUAACAGACCGUCUUCAUUGAGCAUGUCAACCUUCAGGAGCACAGAAAUCGUCCAGGCCAGUGCAUACCCAGUCACCGACAUCUAGCAAUCCGUGCUGAGAUGGAAAAGAGGUAUCCCCUUUGUUCACGCCACGCUGAUGUGUCCGCAUGUCUCACCAUCCUAUGUCAAGGACGCUGAACUGCGCUCCGCCAGGGAGCGCAAUUCAGACUGCCGGCGAAUUGGCAACUUGAACGAGAGUGCGGGCGCCAGUGGCUCCGCACGUCCGUGCGUUCGCCCUGGGAGUGGCGCAGGCUCACCAACCAGCGACGACGAGUCGACUACCAGCACGCUCACGCCGCUCAGUUCACCGGAACCUGAGACUCCAGGGACGUCGCCCUAUCGCGAGGUGGGGUCGUACGGGCUGCGCAUUCAACCAGUACAAAGCCCCACCAUUUCGCGCUGCUUCCCCGAUCCCAAGCCGGAGCCGUAUGAGUCGUCUUCUGGACGACAAGCAGGAGAGCCGCGCCCGUCCGAUGUUUCCCUGGGGAAGCGCCCCGAGAGAUGGCAGGAGACCAGUAGCAGUACUUGGCCCGCCCCAAGGCGUCGAUCGACAUUCCCUGCUUUGAAUUGGCGCAGAGAGUAUUCUGUACAGCAGUUUACCGUUGACCCCCGUCGCGAACGCGCAAUCCGGUCUCGCAACGAGAAGGUAGUGUGGCCACCGCCAGAGGGACCACGCUCUCGAGCGUACCCCUCCCCGCGACGACAGCCGACCUCGCCGACCUCUACGUCAACCUCUUCGAGGAACAAGGCGCGCUCCGCUGGCGGGUGUGGUUGCGCGUGGAGCCACCCGCCUGGGAGCUGAUCGGGGAGAACCAUCCCCACCCGUUCAUCCAGGGCUACGUGCUCCGCAUGCUGGACAAUGGCCAGCCGCGGUGGGUAACGAAGCACACGUACCGCACAUAUGUCUGGCAUUGGAAGAAACUGGGAUUUGGCCUGUGGAG
Molecule: messenger RNA, 1049 nt
Organism: Fomitopsis serialis
Lineage: Eukaryota; Fungi; Basidiomycota; Agaricomycetes; Polyporales; Fomitopsidaceae
Exons: 2
Coding region: 206-910 (234 amino acids)
Source: RefSeq, a predicted model, not a curated record